AUGUCAAGCUGGGAUAUAGAGGCUGUUGUUCAAUCCAUUGAAACGUUAUAUUCCACAAAUGAUCCAGAGAAAGUGAAAAGCAUCCAACACUCACUUCAGGAUUUACAGAAGUCUUCCGAUGGAUUGAAAUUGGCAGAAAUUUUGAUAAAUACGGAAAGUUCCAGUAAUUGUCAAUUCUUUGGUGCCUUGACUUAUACUGUAGUACUCAAUAGCAGUGAUCAGUUGACUAACGAAGAUGUGGACCAGUUUGUAGAAGUUCAAGGAGAUCACAUAUUAAGACUUGCUCAUAACUUGAGCCCAAAUUUGUUUAUUAUUCGUAAACUCCUCUCAAAUGUUUCAUUGGCAUUUAUUAAAUAUUCAAAUCAUUUUGAUAGCCCGAUGAAAUGGCUACUUCGAAUAAUAACUGGAGCAGUCGAUGAGGUUGCCGGGGAUUCUGCUGAACAAGUAGAAUUGUUAAAUACGCUUUCCAGAGAAUAUUUAUCCAUCUUGAUAUAUUUUUCUUCUAUUAUUGUAGAAGAUAUUUGCAAGUUGGAAUGUCCUAAUAGGAUUCAUGAGUUGGUCGUUAGUGGCCAAACUUUUGGAAUUACAGAAUCAAUCUUUAGAUUACUUGGUGGAAAUAUACCAAAUGGAUUGGAAGUAAUUGGCUUGGAUUGUAUAAAUUCCUGGGUAACUUACACUUCCUUAGCAGAGGAUACUUCCAUAGUGAGAUAUCCGAACUUUGAAGUGGAGGGAACUAAUACAACCCAUAGUGUGAUUUUGCUGUUUCUUUUCAAGCACUUCAACGUAAAUUUAGAUUCGGAUAUCAUUAAUAAGGCAAUACUUGUAGCCACAGAAAUUAUAGAGAUUAAUCCAAGACUUCUCAAUCAUGAAUCUAGGGAUUACCUAAAGUUGAGAAUGUUUGGACAAGAUGAGUUUGGCUCGAUGUACAUUCGUAACCUCAUAGAUGAGGGCUUCCAAGAGGAGCUAUUAACUUUGGUGAGUCUUUUCAUUGCAAUACUAAGAAAUGAUAUUUUGCAUUUAGCUAAAACAGUAGACACUGAUGAAACUCGCCAUAUUUUGUCUAUGUUGGUUGAACUCACCAAUGUUCCAGGUAUUCCAGUUGAAGAUGAACAGAUUUCUGACUUGACUUUGGAAUUUUGGGAAGAAUUGGCCAAUGUUUUCAUUGACGACGAAGAAACUUUCGAUGUUCUAUUUAGUAACAGGCUGAAAGAGGAGAAGCAAAGUUUCAUAUCUACGAGAAAUUCCAUAUUUGAAGAAAUAUGCUACAUAUAUUGGAAUAAGAUUCAUAUACCUUCAGACCCAGGCAUUUUCAAUUCAAUAAGAUCUGAGUUUCUACAUUACAGAAGUAACGUUUCUGACUUUUUUAUAGUGAUUUACUCCUUACUAAAGGAGCCCUUCUAUGAAAAGUUAACUGAUAACAUUUGCACAGAAAUUGCCAACAGGAACUUGAUAGAUUUGGAAAGUAGUCUAUUUCUUUUGUAUAAGGUAACUGAUGAUAUCCUGUACUUGGAAUCCCAAAGCUCAGUCUUGUUGAAAUAUAUCCAACGAAUCUUCAAUUCAGGGUUGCUACUGCUCAUAUCUAAUAGUUCAUAUAAUAAUUAUCACCUAUAUUCUACUGCUAUUAAUUUUUUAUCAAGUGUGCAAUUCUUUUUCAAGCAUGAAACUGGAACUGGAAGCUUGAGUGAAGUUUUCGACUUGUUGUUCAGGGUGCUUCUUCAUGACUCCAAAGGAUCUCUCUCCUUACAUUGCUCCAAGACUAUAUUGAAAAUUUGUCAGGAAUGUAGAGAAAAGUUGGUUGAUUUCUUGCCAAACUUAGAGCAAUUGCUUGUAGAAAUGUUGAGAAAUAAGGACUUAGAUAAUAUGAUAAGACAAAGGAUGGUCAAUAGUUAUACAUCGAUUGGUAGAUGUGUGAGAUAUGAAAAACAAUUUGGAGAAAUUGUGAAGAAUGAAUUAGUUGAAAUCAAUGACAGAGUGAAAUAUACCCUUCCCAUUCUGUUAUCUUCUGUUGAAGAUGAUAUGUUUGAUUACCUCCUUUCAUUACUUAGCUGCAUUGUGGAAAUGGGCAAAGCUUCUCAAAUUCCUAACGAAGUAGAUGAAUUUUUCACUCCAGAACAGCAACAAUUCACAACUUCAUACUGGAGGGAGGAUCCGUUGCAGGUCCAGUCGUUGAUUUUCUCAAUUAUUAAACAGUUUUCAUUCAGUUCUGAAAAGUUUGAUUCACUUGUAACUGAAAAAUGCUGUUUGAUAUUGAAAAGCGGACUUGGUGAAUCAAUUCCUGGUCCAUUCGUCUUCCCAUUGCCUACAAUACUCGAAUACGUCGUCAUGAAAGUGGAAAACUGUAUUGAGCCCAACUCUCCAUCAUCCCCUUCAUCAAUACCCUUUCUUUAUUCACUAAUUGAAAGUAUAGUCCUCACAUCUUCAUCCUCCCAGGAACUCUCUUCAGAGUUAAUGACAUCCUUACUUUUGUCUAUUUUCGAUUCUCAUUUCCAAUUUCUCCAAUCGGAUCCAGACUUGAUCCAAUGUUGCAUUUCAUUAUUCGCAACCAUACUAGAGAAGAAACCUUCUCUAAUUGUUCAUAAUCCCAACUUUUCCAAUUCAAUAAUUCCGUUCGCAUUGGAUGGACUCCUAGCAAAGGAACUCUUCGUACUCAAGGUCACCCUGAAGUUUUGGCUCACUUUGUUAACAUUGAAAAAGGGUAACAUGCAAGAUCAAACAACUGUCAAGAAUCUAAUGGUUGAAUCACCUGUAGGGCAAGUAUUUGUAUACAGCUUGAUCAAGUCUUUUAUAAAUUCAACAAGAUCAAACUUGGAUUGUUACUACCAGGUGUUCCGUAAUUUGAUCUCGAAAUAUCCAACUCAAUUUAAAACAUGGACAACUACUAGUUUCGAAAAGUUGCAGUUAGAAAAGGAGGGUAGGACUAUCGAAAAGGCUACUUCUGACAAAUUCAUCAGUAAGUUAGUCGUAUCUAGAGGCAUGAGAAGUGCUAACGACGUCUUGAAAAGCUUUUGGUUGGAAAGCAACGGAUUGAUUGAGUUUAACUCAAGAUCUUAUUGA
Dujonia railenensis is the source of this 3054-nucleotide messenger RNA. Lineage: Eukaryota; Fungi; Ascomycota; Pichiomycetes; Serinales; Debaryomycetaceae. The record is from the annotation of a GenBank genome assembly.